This is a messenger RNA of Penicillium maclennaniae, 318 nucleotides long. Its product is annotated as putative prefoldin subunit 1. The coding region runs from base 1 to 318 and encodes 105 amino acids. The transcript has 3 exons. The record is from RefSeq and is a predicted model, not a curated record. NCBI's taxonomy places the organism in Eukaryota, Fungi, Ascomycota, Eurotiomycetes, Eurotiales, Aspergillaceae.
AUGUCGAUCCCCAAUGAAGCCUUGCAGAAGCUCCUGCAAGAGAUCGAAACCCGCGCAAUGGCAUCCCAGCAGCAGAUCGGAAUCACCAAGGCCCAGAUGACCGCCAAGCAGCGUGAGAUCCGCAAGCUUCAGCUAACAUCGAAGGAGCUCUCGGGACCUGCCCUCUGCGACCCCGUCAACAAGCGUCUUGCCCGCGAGAGCUCCGAGGCCGCUACCGAGAUCACCAACUUGGAGAAGAAGCUACACUACCAUGAGACUACGCACAAGAACAGUCGGGAGAACUUGGAACAGAUUUUGAAGUCUGGUGGUCGUGCGUGA